GUAUUUUAUAAUACAGGGGUGGUCACAUAAUGAGAAGACAAAAAAUUCGUGACUAGCCCUGAUCGUGGUGGUAUGGGACACCUCCAUAGCAUUGCCAUAGUCUGAUGUACUUCCAAUCGAGAUAAUCUGUAACGGGGAUGGGAAAAAUAAUGACGGACCAGACCGGGAUUUGAACCUGGCCCUUCUGAAUCUCUAGUCAGAUGCUCUACAUACUGAGCUAUCUGGCACUGGUAUUCAAGCAGGUCUGACCAUCACAAAGAUGGGUUAGAACAUGAACUAGAAAUCUGUAACUAGUGGUAACGUGCAGUAUGGAUGUGUUUGACCUGAGUAGUCAAGAAGAGUUCUCUCCCUUGAAGCCUCUGACAAAACGAGCAAGACGGAUCCUUACUCCAGCAGAAGAUAAUGAAGUGUCCACAAACUCUGUAACCAGGGGUGAAAAGGAACCCUACCCUGCUCCAGCAGAAGAUAAAGUGUCCACAGACUCUGUAACCACUGAUGUAAAGGAACUCUCCCCUACACUGACAGGUGGCACCCUGAACAGUCAAUCCGUAGGUCCAUGUAACGCUAGCCAGCAGAGGGAGGACCUCAAUGAAUUGUGUCCUCGUAUACGUGAUACCACGGUCAGUUCCAAAGCUCAGAGUGAUCCUGACAAACAGAAGAAGCCAGUGUAUAUAUACAGCCCCGAGUUAAUUCAGCGGUGUGAUGCCAUGCCAAAAAUCAUUAAUAGGGCCAGCAAGGUUCACACUUUGAUUGAGGCUUAUGGACUGCUUAAUUCAAUGCAGGUAGUCCCUCCUCGCUCGGCCACUACGGAGGAAAUGCUGGGGUUCCACGCUGAAGAUUACGUACAGUUCUUGUCUCUGUUGGGCCGUCAAACUGACGAGGAAAAACUGGAAGAGGAGAGCGAGCAAUAUGGCUUAACCUACGACUGUCCUAUAAAUAGACAUGUUUACACCUAUGCGGCCCUGACCAGUGGUGCCUCGCUCCGUGCUGCCGAAUGUCUCAUGGAGGGGCGGAGUCAAGUAGCUGUCAAUUGGUGCGGGGGCUGGCACCAUGCCAAAAGGGACAUGGCUUCAGGAUUCUGUUACAUCAACGACAUAGUUCUAGCCAUUCUGAAGUUGAGAGAGAAAUACGACAGAGUGUUGUAUGUGGAUCUGGAUGUUCACCAUGGCGAUGGUGUAGAGGAGGCAUUCUGUGCGUCUACUAGAGUAAUGACUAUCUCUGUUCACAAGUAUUCCCCAGGAUUUUUUCCAGGUUCAGGGGGACUGGACAGUAUUGGCGUAGGUAAAGGACGGGGGUACACGGUCAACAUUCCACUGCUGGAGGGGGCAAGGGAUGAAGAGUUUGUCCCUUUAGUAUGCAGAGUCUUACAUAAGGCCCGCGAGGUGUUCUCGCCCCAGGCCCUGGUCUGUCAGUGCGGGGCAGACGGGCUAAGCGGUGACCCCAUGGAUUCCUUCAGCCUCACUCCCACAGCGUACAGCCGCUGUCUUCAGUUCAUGCUACAGUGGAGGCUGCCCACUCUUGUAUUAGGUGGAGGAGGCUACAACUCGCCCAACACAGCUAGAUGUUGGACUCGCCUAACCGCUAUCUUGUGUGGGCGUAAACUAUCGUCCGAAGUUCCAGACCACAAGUUUUUUAUGUCCUAUGGUCCAGACUUCGAGCUGAACAUUUCUCCUGGUAACAGAAAAAACAUGAACAGCAAAGAGGCACUGCGAAGGAUUCAUAAUACCAUUAUAGAGAACCUGGACAAACUGAAAUCAAGCUCCUCUCAGCAGCAGGAAAAACCCCAAUCAACAAACUGAAAUAAACUUGGACUGUUACCAGAACAGUUCAUAAAAAGUUCUGGAAUUGGAUAUGUCUAUCCAAUGUUAUAGUGCAACAGUACUAGUACAACAGUUCCAUGUGGCAUUUGGACAGACUUAUAAGUUGCCACAACAAAGUUUUUUAAUAACAGACACAGUCCUAUGAUGUUACCAUGAUGUGUCAUUAAUUUCAUAUCUGACAUUCUUAACUGGUGUUUGUCAAAUCUAACAUAGAUUUCAAGGUAUUUCCACAGUGUGUUCAAUCUUGUUUAUUGAUCCAUGUAUUGAUGUUAUAUUAUUAUUUAUAUGUUUAUUUGAGAAAUGUUUUAUUUAAAAAAAUAA
This is a messenger RNA of Magallana angulata, 2141 nucleotides long. RefSeq names its product histone deacetylase 8-like. Gene Ontology annotation, molecular function: histone deacetylase activity. Lineage: Eukaryota; Metazoa; Mollusca; Bivalvia; Ostreida; Ostreidae. The transcript has 12 exons. The record is from RefSeq and is a predicted model, not a curated record. The coding region runs from base 309 to 1799 and encodes 496 amino acids.